UGUCUACUGUCAAGUAUCGCAAUAUUUGCUAAAAUAAAAUUUAUUGAAACAAUAGAAAAAAACGUUUCAGAGAAUACAAAGUGAGAUCAUAAUGCAGGUUGUUAGUGAACCAGUACAGCAGUUUGGAAGCCGGAGCCAUCAGGCGGAGUCCAUUCCCCUGGGAAGAUAUGGAGCCUACGGAUCGGACAUUUCAGAGAUUGAACAAGAUGACCAGGAUAAAGGCCUUGGUUUCUCCAACGACUUCAUCCGGCGGGGAUUCAUCCGAAAGGUGUACCUGAUACUGCUGAGCCAACUAAUGGUCACCCUUGCGGUCAUCGCAGCAUUCACUCUGGACAAGCAGAUUCGAGUUUCCGUGGCGAACAACACGCCAUUGUUUUUUGUGGCUCUGAUUGUGAUGAUGGUUACGCUGGUGAUUCUCGCCUGCAGCAAGGAUCUCCGUCGAAGGACGCCGAUGAACUUCAUCUUUCUGGCGGUUUUCACCCUAAGUAACGCCUUUUUGCUGGGCGUGGCAGCGUGUCGAUAUGCCCCGAAGGAAGUUCUCCUGGCCGUGGCAAUUACUGCGGCUGUUUGCCUCGGACUCACUUUGUUUGCCCUGCAAACACGUUACGACUUCACCACGAUGGGCGGCAUCCUGAUGAGCCUCCUGAUUAUCCUGCUGCUCUUUGGUAUCGUAACCAUCUUCGUUGGCGGCAAUGUGGUCACAACCAUAUAUGCAUCCUUAAGUGCUUUGCUCUUUUCCGUUUACCUGGUCUACGACACACAACUGAUGAUGGGCGGCAAGCACAGGUACUCGAUAAGUCCAGAGGAAUAUAUAUUCGCCGCCCUUAAUAUUUACAUGGAUGUGGUUAACAUAUUUCUGGACAUUUUGAAUAUCACUGGGGGAUCCGAUGGCUAGACAAUCCCCACUAAUCCCAAAAACAUGGCAUACUUUCCGGCACUUAUCGGAUUUUUCACGCCACUGAUUCGAUGUCGAAAAUUAAUAAAUCAAAAUGUGCAGCAUCAA
Drosophila ficusphila is the source of this 1003-nucleotide messenger RNA. It is a transcript of the gene Recs1, whose product is annotated as protein lifeguard 1. NCBI's taxonomy places the organism in Eukaryota, Metazoa, Arthropoda, Insecta, Diptera, Drosophilidae. Gene Ontology annotation, cellular component: membrane. The coding region runs from base 92 to 895 and encodes 267 amino acids. The transcript has a single exon. The record is from RefSeq and is a predicted model, not a curated record.